Messenger RNA from Brassicogethes aeneus, 717 nucleotides. NCBI's taxonomy places the organism in Eukaryota, Metazoa, Arthropoda, Insecta, Coleoptera, Nitidulidae. The record is from the annotation of a GenBank genome assembly.
AUGUUUGCCAAGAAAACAAACCGUCGCAAAGGUGUGGUGACCACUGGGAAAUCUUCCGCGAGCAAUUCUCUGGAUUGGGACUCGCCGUCGAAUAAAACGGGCACCGUCAAGAGGAGACCCAUCUCUACAGAGGUGGAGGACGUCGAUGCCGUCAUAAGAGAUGCCGGAGGAAAGUACAAGGACAGAAGCAUCUACGAGCCAAUGUCACCGCUCGAGAAAAAUGGAGACAAAACUUUAUGGCAACGGCCUUCAAAAAUACCUGGAUACGUGCCGUAUCCAGAGCGUCCAAUCUCGUCCAAUCAUUUACCGGACGUACCGAAAAACCCGGACGAUAAUCAAGAAGACAUUGUGCAGUGCGAACGUCCUAGGAACGGCCCGAAAUGGCUGCCGUUAAGUGAACAAAACUCGUAUCGGUCGGGAAAUUCGAAAGUUGCCGGGGAAAGUUUCAAGGAUAAGGACGUGCAGUAUCAUCAGAUAGAGCCUGGCGGAUUAAGGGAAGGACGUCAUUCACGCGAGAGUGGAAGCAAAACGGGAAAGGUGUCAGAUUCGGAUUCUGGAAUCGCCUCCCCUCUUUCACCCGGGUCGGUCUACGGCAUCCUGGGAUAUCUUGACAGAAACAACAUUAGCCCUUUGCCGAGAUGUGACGAAUCUUUGCCAAAAGCCGACAUUCGAAAGGACUCUAAACACGGUCCUGAACAAAUAAAGGUAAGGAAGUGA